This is a messenger RNA of Microdochium trichocladiopsis, 1255 nucleotides long. RefSeq lists its product as uncharacterized. The coding region runs from base 229 to 1143 and encodes 304 amino acids. Gene Ontology annotation, cellular component: mitochondrion. NCBI's taxonomy places the organism in Eukaryota, Fungi, Ascomycota, Sordariomycetes, Xylariales, Microdochiaceae. The record is from RefSeq and is a predicted model, not a curated record. The transcript has a single exon.
CCAUUCUCACGAUCUCCUUGUCAACGAACAUUGUCUUGUAACUUUGUCAGACUUGGCGACCGCCAGUCGCAGGCGGGUGGGAGGAUCAGCUCUGAACAUUCUGCAUCAUGAGCUUGAAAUAUCCCGGCAUCUAAAAGGACGAGCAGCUACUUACGCCUCACGUCAUGGAGAGAGGAAUAAUUUCUCGAGACUGAACAUCCUCCACAACCUCCCGAGGUCACUUCAACAAUGGCAACCUGGCGAUGCCUCACGAAACGGCUUCCCCUCUCACAGCGGCCCUCAGCCUCGACUCUCAAUCCACUGAAAUCUUUCUCGCCAAAUUUGAUUAUUCGAGUAUCAUCAACAAAAUCGCGAACACCGGAAGAGACUCUGUAUCAAGAAACACAAUCACCACCACAGGUACCCACACCUUCACCUCAUUUCACAAAUGCCCCGACCACCGCACAUAGCGACCUGGCAUCGUACGUCGCCUACGCGACCCGCACAGGUCUAAGCCCAAAAUCCACGACCUACGUGGGGACACACUACGAGUACAUGGUCGCCGCCUCGCUGCGCCGCCUAGGUUUCGAUCUGCGCCGGAUAGGCGGCCGGUCGGACGGCGGGAUCGACCUGCUCGGCACGUGGACGGUGCCAUCCCUUGGCCCCUCUACAGCUGGGAUGAGGACGGACAAGGAGAAUAGCAGCAGCAGCAGCAGCAGCCGCGAUGAGAGGAACACGGCAACACUGCGCAUCAUUCUCCAGUGCAAAGCCUAUACCGCAAAAGCCGGCCCCCAACACAUCCGCGAGCUCGAGGGUGCAUUCAUCGCCGCGCCUCCUGGCUGGCGGACCACCGGCAGCAGCAGUAGCACUGGCGGCGUCGUGGGAGUUCUGGUUGCCCAGAAACCCGCUACGAAGGGCGUGAGGGACGCACUGGGGCGUAGCCGGUGGCCAAUGGCGUACAUAGCGUGCUCCAAGGAUGGGCGAGUCGAGCAGCUGCUCUGGAACCGCCGUUCGGAGGAGGAAGGCCUCGAGGGCAUGGGUGUGGCGGUCCAGCAUCGGGACAGUGAGGAGGCCGGUGGAGAGCAUGUGGAGGAGCUCGUUCUUACUUGGCAAGGGCUGCCGUAUCUGGCGAGUGAUAUUGAUGCUGUGAAGGGUGCUUCAUGAUUGCGGCAUCUGGUUGAGGACUACCUCGCAUUAUACCAAGCAAGGCUUUCGGGCUAACAUACAACAACAGGCCUACACUUUGCAACUCAUCACGAGGCCCUGGAAAAGGCUA